UAUAUGUUAAAUAUUUAUUAUUUAUACAUUUAUGUAUAUUUAAUACAUACAUCUGUACAAAGUUAUACAUGGAAAUAAUUAAUAUAUGAAAUAGACAAAUAUUAAAUUAAUAAAGCAUUAAUAGAACAUAAAAAAAUCACAUUCGAAGAACCUUAGUCGAGGCCUGUGAAAAAAUAUCUCGAUUAUUGGGAAUUUUAUGAUUUUGCGCAGUGAAGCACCGCCGCUAUCGCCAUUGGUUGUCGGAACGUCACACCCCUCAGCGUUAUCACGUAUCAUCCCCUAAAGUUCCUUUCUCCCGGUGAUAUUGCAGUGGCUGUGGAGAAUAAUGUCGCGAUUACCAGUGAUUGCCUCUUGCUAGCAAAAAUGUCUCGACGAUGUGCGGAACCGGGAUGCACCGUGAGGUCCGUGUGCAAUCGUUUUGCAUCGUGCAAUUGAGACGCGAAACUGAGAGUCGAGCGGAGCAGUUAAAGCGCCAAACUCGACGAGCGAAAGAGGCUUAUUACUAACGUGACGCACGUGUUCCAUUUAAAAUUAUGAGACUGGCCUCGGAGCGUCGGCGGUUUCUCUCGAACGAGACAACAGCCGGGCCAAGCUACGCCGAGUAUCAACAUCCCCACCCUGUGCAAGAGCGAAAAACUGCAUCACACCUCGUGAACACCGCCGUUCCGUGAAUUGCAUUCUUCCGCGUUUCGACGGCGCGCCACCCGGUGUCUCCCAGUGAGGAAAACGCGAUGACAGUGUUCCUCGAGCUGUAUUAUGAUUUGUAAAUGCACUCGGAGUAUCGGUACACGCCGCGCUUAUCACAUAUCAUGGAGACAGUACGCCUUUUGAUAAAAGUCCUAAUGCUGUUUAGCUGGUGCGCGAAAGGAUCUGUCGGAAAUGCUCUCGAAAAAUGUAUUCUUCCACUCGGCAUGGAAGAAGGAAAAAUUCCGGAUGAAGCGAUCACCGCGUCGUCCAGUUACGAGAUGAAAUCCGUAGGUCCUCAAAAUGCGAGAAUACGGCAGGAAAAGAACGGUGGUGCGUGGUGUCCAAAAGCUCAAAUCAGUAGUGCUAUACGCGAAUAUUUGGAAAUUGAUUUGACGAAAGAUCAUCUUAUUACGUGGACCGAGACUCAAGGAAGAUUUGGUAACGGUCAAGGUCAAGAAUAUGCCGAGGCGUUUUUUUUGGAAUAUUGGCGGCAUGAAAAGUGGCAUCAGUACAAAGAUUUAAAAGGAAAAAAGGUCCUGCGUGGUAAUAGCAAUACAUAUCUAGUUGAGAAACAAAAGUUAGAUUUACCAUUCAUCGCGAGUCGAGUGAGAUUUGUUCCUUAUAGUCAGCAUCCUCGCACCGUGUGUAUGCGCGUUGAGAUUUAUGGCUGCAUCUGGAAUCAAGAUAUUACUAGUUAUACUGCGCCUAAAGCUGAUAAAGAUGGACCUAACGGGUGUAAUGUCGAGGAUACGUCAUAUGAUGGGAUGGAAAUUGAUAAUUUAAUGUUAAAUGGAUUGGGGCAAUUAACCGAUAGUAUAAUCGGUAGCGAAUCUGAAAUUCUAGAAUCCAAUAGAGUAACCAAUUGGGUCGGAUGGCACGAUCGGGAUAAUGUAGAAAUAUUCUUUGAGUUCCAAACUUCUCGGAAAUUUAGGAAUUGUACGAUCCAUGUGGCCAAUCUGCCUGAUCUAAGUGUUGAGACAUUUGCAAUGGUAAACUUCUGGUUUUCAUCGGAUGGCAAGGAUUAUCAUAAAACCCCGGAAACUUUUCAAAUGUUUAAUGGUCCUAAAGCAAACAUCAUUCUUAGCAGCAGCAAUGAAAAAGGUAGAAGUAAAAACAGCGCCUUGAUAUCUAUUCCGUUACAAUCAAGAAUCGGCAAAUUUGUCAAAAUGGAAAUAAAAUCUCAAUCAAAAUGGUUACUACUAAGCGAGAUCAUAUUUCAAACAGUUCCAGAUGUAAAAAAUGACACUGACGGAGCAUUGACACGAUUGUCAUGGAUAUAUAAAAAUAUUAAUGAAAACAUUUCCAAAACCAUUAGUCAGGAUCAGAUCGCGAAAAUAAAACAAAUCGAAGAAAAAGAAACUAAAGACGAGACUAGCGAUUUAGAAAUUCAAACUGACAAAAUCAGAGAAACUGACGAUGAAAAAAAGAUUAACAUUCAGCAUGGACGUCCAAUGACGGGAAAACCGAAAACUGACUCAAAUGAGACAACAUCGAUAUUAAAUGAAUCGAAUUUGACGCCAGAUGCAUUUCCUGUGAAUAAUUCGCCAACGUAUAUCGGGCUGAUCAGUGCUGCGUUGACAGUAAUCGUCUUUUUCUCGAGUUGCACGAUUUUUCUAGUAAAGCAGAGGGGUCGCAACAAAGUAGCUCUGUUACAAAAACACACCGCGUUAUUAUGCGGCUCGCCGGCACCGGGUAUCACGAUCAAUACGAAGGAUAUCAAAUUACCCGCGCCGAUCGUGGUAAACAAUCUGUCGCAAUCUCGGUUGUCGUUGAAAAGCAAAAUUGCCUCGAACAACGAUUACAAAUUCGGCGAUACGAGCGAGCAGCAUAGCAUUUACGAGAAGAUUAAUAAAAUAUCCCCGGAACAAUAUGUCAAAUGUGAAGCGAGAUCCAAUUAUAAAACGGAAUAUUUUGAUACUAAAACCAGUGAAAAUUUUACUGAUGAAGCGCAAGUGGAAUGCAUAAUUCCAACAAUGUCAACAAAAUUGAGCCAUUCGCAAACGGGAAAAAUCAAUCAGAGAGUAUAUGAAAGCUAUUACGCAGCCACGGAUAUCUUGACGAUCAAGAGACGUGAUCAACAAUCCGUUGUUAGUCUUUUCACGCCGCUGCUUAUUCGGGAUUCGGUUGUAUCGUACAAAUGUGGGACUUACGAUGUCCCACGCAUAUCUCGACAUAGAUUAAGAAUCCUCGAUAAACUUGGCGAAGGAAACUUCGGUUUGGUUCAUCUAUGCGAAGCAAAAGGUAUACAAAAUCCAGAUCUAGGCAUUCUUCAAAAUCGUCAAGUAGUUAUAGUUCGGUCCUUAUGGCGCGGUGUGGUUGAUUCUUUAAGGGAGGAUUUUAUGAGCGAUAUGCAUAUUUUGGCUGAAAUACGUGACAUCAAUAUCGCCAGGAUAAUUGCGAUUGUUGAGGAGGAACCUUUUAGUGCCAUUUUCGAAUAUGGAGAACAUGGGGACCUGUCGAGUUUUCUAAAAAAUCGUGAUCGUGACGCGCCGAUAAGUUAUGAGUGUUCGUUGAAUCUGAUGACACAAAUUGCUUCGGGUAUGAAAUAUCUUGAGACUUUAAACGUACCGCAUUGCGAUCUAGCUGCCAGGAAUUGCAUUGUAUGUAAAGAUUUGCUGAUUAAAGUAUCCGAUCAGGCCAUGUAUUGUAGUAAAUAUGAUGGCGAAUAUUACGUUGACGAGUGUUAUGGGAAGAUACCACUGCGUUGGAUGGCAUGGGAAGCUGUUCUAUCGGGAAAACGAAGUUGUCAAGCCGAUGUCUGGUCGUACGGCGUGACGGUUUGGGAAGUGUUGAUGCGCUGCGAAGACAUACCGUAUGCCGACUUGACUUCCGAACAAGUAUUGGAAAAUUGUGGCCUAUGGUACUCAUUGGACAACGGCGGUAAGAAGAAAUGUCCGCGGAUCCUCGAGCAGCCGGUGUUCUGCACAGACGAUCUAUAUCGGUUGAUGUUGCGAUGUUGGUGUAAACGUGCGGAAGAUCGAUCCAGUUUCCAGGAAAUUUAUUGCUACCUCAAGAAGCUAACUGGAUUAACUCUGGAUUAAGUGUGCACAAAUGCAAAUGCAUUUCUGCCGAAAGAGCACAAAGAAAGAACUACUCAUGCUCCAAUAACAGCAACAGCAACAGCAGCAGCAACAACAGCGGCGCGGACCAAAUCGAUUACAAUCAGCUAAGAAGCAUCCUGAUUUCUUUCUUGAUCGCUUUCGCAGAUGACUCUAAUUGCGAAUUAAAACGAAUCGGAGGAGUCAUGAAUGCCUAAAUACAAUGUGGGAUGCUCUCUGGCCACUAAAAUUACUGCUCAACUAGAUUUAUCUAAUUUUGAUUAUAUAAGUAUAGGAGCUAAUAACGUAAUGAUAAAAUGCGGCGAAUAAUCGCAGGUUUCUCGUAUGAUAUUCUACGCGUAUGUCAAGAAAUAAUCUCUGAUAAUCUUUCAAUGAUUAUUUCCGUAACAAUCAGUAUUCGCGAGAAAUACGAUUUCGCGAUUUCGCGAACGAAUAAGAGAUUCACAUCUAUUUACUAAUUUAUUACUUUACAUAUCUUUCCUACGCUUACAUAUAUAUAUGUGAUACUCGUUAUCGUUUUUACUGUUAAAAAAUGUCGUUCCAUUUCUUCUAUAUCUAUUGUCCAGACAGCCAAUCGCGGUAAAAUGACGACAUAAACAGCUUUGCAGCGAAAUUUAUCACAAUACUGCUCGAGUUUGUUGCAGAUUAUGUGCAAAGCUUUUGUCGGCUGGAUACUUUAUAUCAUCCUCAGAAUUCGUUGCAUAUAGCCGAAGCAAAAUAAUAUAAGUAAAAUCGGCAUAAGCGAGCGUAAUACUCAAUUACGUCGAAGAAUGACAAUCAGUUUUGCUCACCUAUUUAUAUGUAUUUAUUUUACGAAAUAUCAUAAUAUACUCGUAUUGAUCGAUUCAGCUUAUCCAUUUUAGGAAGAGGGCGGAUCGUUUAAUCUUUAAUCAAAUUUCGCAAUGGCGCAAGAUUUUUUAAAUAGGAAUAAUCUUCACAUAUAUAUCCUUUCUUAUA
Pogonomyrmex barbatus (red harvester ant) is the source of this 4703-nucleotide messenger RNA. Its product is annotated as discoidin domain-containing receptor 2-like. Gene Ontology annotation, cellular component: signaling receptor complex; plasma membrane. The record is from RefSeq and is a predicted model, not a curated record. NCBI's taxonomy places the organism in Eukaryota, Metazoa, Arthropoda, Insecta, Hymenoptera, Formicidae. Gene Ontology annotation, biological process: positive regulation of phosphatidylinositol 3-kinase/protein kinase B signal transduction; cell surface receptor protein tyrosine kinase signaling pathway; positive regulation of kinase activity. Gene Ontology annotation, molecular function: ATP binding; protein tyrosine kinase collagen receptor activity; collagen binding.